Messenger RNA from Phyllopteryx taeniolatus (common seadragon), 1731 nucleotides. It is a transcript of the gene ahsa1b, whose product is annotated as AHA1, activator of heat shock protein ATPase homolog 1b. The coding region runs from base 578 to 1324 and encodes 248 amino acids. Gene Ontology annotation, molecular function: ATPase activator activity; protein-folding chaperone binding. The transcript has 10 exons. The record is from RefSeq and is a predicted model, not a curated record. Gene Ontology annotation, cellular component: cytosol. NCBI's taxonomy places the organism in Eukaryota, Metazoa, Chordata, Actinopteri, Syngnathiformes, Syngnathidae. Gene Ontology annotation, biological process: positive regulation of ATP-dependent activity; protein folding.
UAUCCGGUGUGAGCCGCCGAGCGAAAGAGGCGUUCCCACUAUGACGACUUCCGUUUCCAGCAAAUUCUCGGCUCGCCGAGACAACGCUCGCGCAGGGCCGUCCGGCAGAGACUUCUAGAAGCAACGUGUGUGCGACCACACCGGCGACCGGCGACGGCGAACGAGCGUUCUGUCCGUUUGAUUUAUUUGAGAAAUGGCCAAGUGGGGCGAAGGAGACCCUCGCUGGAUCGUGGAAGAGCGAGCAGACGCCACGAAUGUCAACAACUGGCACUGAGUUGCUGCAUUCCGGGAACCUGGGAACUUGCAGGUUCCAGAUGUAUUAAAAGUCACAACGCCAACAACUAGGGGCGCCCCAAAACACUGUACAAACAUCUCCACGUGAAGGACGGAACGAGACGCCACGAGCUGGUCGUCGGACAAGUUAAAAAGUCUUCUGCUGGGCCUGCGGGUGGAGAACGACGAGGGAAGCUGCGAGGUGACCGAGGUGAGCAAGGUGGAGGGCGAAGCGUCCAUCAACAACCGCAAAGGGAAACUCAUCUUCUUCUACGAGUGGAACCUUAAAGCAACCUGGACAGGAAUGUCAAAAGCAGGAAUCAAAUACCAAGGAUCCGUGGAGAUUCCUAAUCUGUCUGACGAGAACGAUAUGGACGAUCUGGAUAUUAGCGUCUCGCUGAACAAAGACGAACCAGAGACACCGCUGGUCCACCUGAUGAAGUCUAAAGGAGCCGAGAACAUCCGCCAGGCGCUGGGAAACUACGUGGGUUUCUUGAAAUCAGAGUUCACUCAGGGGAUGAUCCUGCCGACGGCCAACGGUGUGGUGCAGCUGCAGUCCUCUCAGUCCAAAGCAAAGACGGACAAAACUCGGAUUUCGUCGUCGUCGUCGAGCAGCGCGGCGGCGGUCAACACGGGCGUGAAGAUUCCCACGUGCAAGUUCACCAUGACUGAAACGUUCCUCACCAGCCCGGCAGACCUCUACAGAGUCUUCGUCAACCAGGAGAUGACUCAGGCCUUCACGCACGCGCCGGCCACGGUGGCCGGAGAGAAGGGGGGGAUGUUUCGACUGCUGGGCGGAAACGUUCUUGGCCAAUUCACGGAGCUGGUGCGAGAUCAGAAGAUCGUGAUGAAGUGGAGGUACAACAACUGGCCCUGUGAGCACUACGCGACGGUGACGCUGACGUUCGUGGACCGCAGCAGCGAGACAGAACUGCGCGUGGACUGUCGCGGCGUUCCCGACGACGACGAGGACUGGACCAAGGACGGCUGGCGCAGGUUUUACUUCGAGGCCAUCAAACAGACUUUCGGCUUCGGCGCGCGACUCUUCUGAGACCUCCUUUUUGUUUGUUGCUUUGCUUUUUGACUCAUCAUCAUCAUCAUCAUCAUCACCACCACCACGAUCGAUGACAUCUUGGCGUGAAGUCAGCGAGGACUGUUUGUUUGUGUCGUUCUCUUCCUUUAGUUUCGUCCCUCUUGAGUAUUUGUUGUUCAGAGGAACCUCACAAGAAGCACUCGGCCAAAUUGGCCUCCACUAAUGCAGCGCCGGUGCACGUUCAUCCUCAAAGCCUCGAGCGCGGCCAGUUCUGUAACGUCCCGGCAUUCGCGAAGGCGUCGCGCGGGGAGCCAGCGUUGGCAAGCGGAAACGAUGCCAUCGCACAGAACAGUUCCACCGCGGGGUUGAUCUAUUUAUACCUUUUCAUGCCGACGACGUGAUGUCAAUAAACCAAUCACUGCGUA